This is a messenger RNA of Cylicostephanus goldi, 487 nucleotides long. Lineage: Eukaryota; Metazoa; Nematoda; Chromadorea; Rhabditida; Strongylidae. The record is from the annotation of a GenBank genome assembly.
UACAUUUUAUUCUUCUAUUUAGGUCAAAGAUGUCGACGUUAUCGUCGUUCCCGUAGCCGGUGGGGGUCUCUUAGCUGGAAUCACAGCAGCAGUGAGAGAGCUGUCUCCUAAAACGCGUGUUAUAGGAAUUCCUACUGAAGUGGCCAAAGUUAAAGAAAUGGAUCUAGCCCGAGCCAUUUUGAUUAUGCUUGAGAAUCACAAGUUUGCUGUAGAAGGAGCUGGAGCACUAGCGCCAGCCGCCGUUAUGACUGGCCAAAUUGACGACAUCCAAGGAAAGAAAGUAGUCUGCGUCAUUAGCGGUGGUAAUGUGGAUAGCACAAUGUUAGGACAUAGCAUUGAUAAAGGUCUGAUCGCGGAUGAUCGUCUUGUACUGGUCGAAGUAUUUCUGCCUGAUCAACCGGGUAGUAUCUGCGAACUUCUCGAGCGCAUUUCGGGUACCGGUGCUAAAACCAAGCAUAUCUAUAUGGUAUGUUCAAUCAAGGCUUAG